GAAGCCGCGGCGGCUGGCGCCGCCUGCGCGGCGUGCGCUGUGGGCGCGGCGGGCGCCUCCGGCGCAGCGCGUGCAGCCGGCUUUGCUGCCGACGCCGCCGCGGCGGCGGCCACCGUGGGGCUCUGGUCGGCAGUGGCCGCCUUCGCCUGGGUGGCCAAGCUCGCCGCCAGUGCCGCGGCCCCGCUGGGCGCCAUGCUUGGCCUCGUGCCAGGUGGCGGCCUUGGCGCCGCGCGGAACGACUUCGGCGAUCAGAAGAACACGGCCGGCUUCUGGGACCAUGCUGGUCUCCAGGCUGACAGUCUGAGCACGGCCGCCCGACCAUGUUGGCGACCAAGGGCCACAUCAUGUCCGAUAUCACCGUCAAGCUGCGUGGCUGCCUGGCGCCAUUGCAGGACCCGGUGUGCUUCUGGGGCCCUGCUGGGUCACCGGCUCCUUAGAAGCAGCUGCAGGGAAGCAUUCCAGGGGUGA
This is a messenger RNA of Prorocentrum cordatum, 468 nucleotides long. The record is from the annotation of a GenBank genome assembly. Lineage: Eukaryota; Dinophyceae; Prorocentrales; Prorocentraceae.